UGCAUCCGCGCCGCUUGCCUUAGAAAAAGCUUCUGGGAAGGCAGCAACGCGACGCUGCCCACCAGGGACGGAGAGGAGGAGUCAGCUGCUGCCAAGAAAAAUGAGGAGACCCAGACGGAGGUCCCACAACAACAUGCUAGUGCACACGUCUUCGGCUGCAGGGACUUCAACUUUCCACGCAUCUACUGGAAUUAUAAUACAGCAGAAAGGGACAACUUCCUGAGACAGAUGGUGAAGGAGCCAACAAGGGGAAGCAAAAUCCUGGACCUGCUGUUUGUUAACAGAGAAGGCCUUGUGAGGGAUGCAAAGGUUGGAGGCUGUCUGGGAUAAAAUGAUCAUGAAAUGAUAGAUUUUUUUGAUCCUUGCUGAACUGCAGAGGGGAGUCAGCAGAACUGCCACCAUGGACUUCUGGAGAGUGGACUUUGGCCUCUUUUGGACCAUGGUUGAGAGAGUCCCUUGGGAGGUAGUUCUGGAGGGUAUGGGAUCCCAGGAAGGCUGGGAGUACUUUAAGGAAGCUAUUUUAAAGGUGCAGGAGCUGACCAUCUUCAAAUCAUGGAAGAUGAGCUGUAGGGGAAGGAGACCGGUCUGGCUGAACAGAGACCCUAGGCUGGAACUCAGGAACAAAAGGAAAGUUUAUGGUCUUUGGAAGAGGGGGCAAGGAACUUAUGAUGAUUACAAGUAUGUAGUGAAGCUGUGCAGGGAGAAAAUUAGAAAAGCCAAAGCUCAGCUAGAACCAAACUUGGCCACUAAGGUGAAAAACAACAAUAAAUAUUUCUAUAAAUACAUCAACAGUAAGAGGAGGGCUAGGGAGAAUCUCCAUCCCCUGCUGGAUGCUGAGGGCAACAUGGUGACCAAGGAUCAGGAUAAGGCUGAUGUACAUAAUGCUUUCUUUGCCUCAGUCUUUAAUAGUAAGACUAGUUGCUCCCUGGGCACACAGCCCCUUGAGCUGGUAGAUAAGGAUGGGGAACAGAAUAGGCCCUGCAUAAUCCGUAAUGAAAUGGUUUUGAACCUGCUCCAAAAGCUGGACACUCACAAGUCCAUGGGGCCAGAUGGAUUGCACCUUAGAGUGCUGAGGGAGUUGGCAGAUGUGGUUGACAAGCCACUCUCCAUCAUCCUUCGACAGUCCUGGCUAACAGGGAAUGUCCCGGUGGACUGGAGACUAGCUAAUGUGAUUCCCAUCUUCAAAAAGGUCCGGAAAGAUGAACCUGUUAGCAAGAGACCUACUAAUCUCAUCUCGGUGCCAGGGAAGGUUAUGGAAUGGAUGAUCUCUGGAGCCAUCAUGAAUCAAUUAAAGGUCAACCAGGGGAUCAGGCCCAGUCAGCAUGGGUUUACGAAUGGUAGAUCCUGCUUGACAAACCUGAUUCCUUUCUAUGACAAGGUGACCCACUUAGUGGAUAAAGGUAAGGCUGUAGAUGUGGUCUACCUGGACUUCAGCAGAGCCUUUAACAACAUCCUUGUGGAGAAGCUGGCUGCCCAUGGUUUGGAUGGGCAUAUGCUCUGCCUGGAAACACUGACUGGAUGGCCCAGGCCCAAAGAGUUGUGGUCAGUGGAGUUAAAUCCAGCUGGUGACCAGUCACGAGCGGUGUCCCCCAGAGCUCGGUACUGGGGACGAAUGGUGUGNUGA
This is a messenger RNA of Numida meleagris (helmeted guineafowl), 1624 nucleotides long. RefSeq lists its product as uncharacterized. Lineage: Eukaryota; Metazoa; Chordata; Aves; Galliformes; Numididae. The coding region runs from base 401 to 1624 and encodes 407 amino acids. The record is from RefSeq and is a predicted model, not a curated record. The transcript has 3 exons.